GUCUGCACCAAACUGGGCUGGAAGGGCAAAGGCACCGAGUGGGACAUAUUGCCGCUGGUGGUGUCGGCCAAUGGUCACGAUCCGGACUACUUUGAUUACCCGCCGGAGCUCAUACUGGAAGUGCCGCUGAGCCAUCCCAAAUUCGAGUGGUUUACUGAAUUGAGCUUACGCUGGUACGCCUUGCCCGCCGUGUCCAGCAUGCUAUUCGAUGUGGGCGGCAUUCAGUUUACGGCAACCACAUUCAGCGGCUGGUACAUGUCCACAGAGAUUGGCUGCCGGAAUUUAUGCGACACAAAUCGUCGCAAUAUGUUGGAGACUGUGGCGCUGAAAAUGAACUUGGAUACGCGUACGCCGACCUCGCUGUGGAAGGACAAGGCCGUGGUGGAAAUGAAUAUAGCAGUGCUGCACUCGUAUCAGAGCCGGAAUGUGACCAUUGUGGAUCAUCACACGGCCAGCGAGAGUUUUAUGAAGCAUUUCGAGAACGAGUCGAAGCUGCGCAAUGGUUGCCCAGCGGAUUGGAUAUGGAUUGUGCCGCCGUUAUCUGGCUCCAUAACGCCCGUGUUUCAUCAGGAGAUGGCGCUGUACUAUUUGAAGCCAUCGUUUGAGUAUCAGGAUCCCGCCUGGCGCACACACAUCUGGAAAAAGGGACGCGGCGAGAGCAAAGGCAAAAAGCCAAGACGUAAAUUCAAUUUUAAACAAAUCGCUCGUGCUGUGAAAUUUACAUCGAAAUUAUUUGGACGCGCUCUCUCGAAGCGCAUCAAGGCAACAGUCCUAUAUGCCACCGAGACGGGCAAGUCGGAGCAAUAUGCCAAGCAAUUGUGCGAGCUGCUGGGACAUGCGUUCAAUGCGCAGAUAUAUUGCAUGUCCGACUAUGAUAUAUCCUCCAUUGAGCACGAGGCGUUGCUAAUUGUUGUUGCCUCCACCUUUGGCAAUGGAGAUCCGCCGGAAAAUGGCGAGCUCUUCUCGCAGGAAUUGUAUGCCAUGCGCAUACAGGAGUCGGGCGAGCACGGCCUACACGAUUCCAGGUGAGUCUCUUGCCCAAUAAAUUUCCAUGCCUUUAACUUUGA
Molecule: messenger RNA, 1067 nt
Organism: Drosophila arizonae
Lineage: Eukaryota; Metazoa; Arthropoda; Insecta; Diptera; Drosophilidae
Gene: Nos
Product: Nitric oxide synthase
Biological process (GO): nitric oxide biosynthetic process
Molecular function (GO): flavin adenine dinucleotide binding; heme binding; calmodulin binding
Source: RefSeq, a predicted model, not a curated record